Thelazia callipaeda (thelaziosis nematode) is the source of this 1449-nucleotide messenger RNA. Lineage: Eukaryota; Metazoa; Nematoda; Chromadorea; Rhabditida; Thelaziidae. The record is from the annotation of a GenBank genome assembly.
AUGUCUUCAUCAGCACCUUCAGCUACCAUCGGAAUCUCUCAGUACACUCUAGAGCGUGCUAAUCGCACCCGUUUACUCAUAGAAAAUUUUUAUGCUCAAACGCUAGCGCAGUGUCAGGAACGAGAGAAGAGGUUGCAGAAAUUAGAAGAAAAAAUGAAUAAAGAAGGCCUUUCAGAAUCUCAAAAGGAGGAACGACGUAAGAUGCACAUGGCAAAAGAAACUGAUUUUUUACGUCUCAAAAGAACUCGAUUAACCGUUGCUGAUUUUACUUCUCUCAAAGUAAUUGGCCGUGGUGCUUUUGGAGAAGUGCGAUUAGUUCAAAAAAUUGACACAGGUCAUGUCUAUGCGAUGAAAAUUUUGCGGAAAACGGAAAUGCUUGAGAAAGAACAGACUGCUCAUGUGCGAGCCGAACGUGACAUACUGUCCGAAGCAGACUGUGAAUGGGUUGUAAAGAUGUAUUUCUCUUUUCAAGAUCCACUGAAUCUAUAUUUGGUUAUGGAGUUUUUACCUGGCGGUGACAUGAUGACGUUAUUGAUCAAAAAAGAUACGUUAUCAGAGGAUAUCACCAAGUUCUACAUCGCAGAAGCUGCUCUAGCUAUUCAAGCAAUUCAUGACUUAAAUUUCAUUCAUCGUGACAUCAAGCCAGAUAAUUUGUUAUUAGAUUCAAAGGGACAUAUAAAGCUGUCUGAUUUUGGACUAUGUACAGGAUUGAAGAAAGCACAUAGAACUGAAUACUAUCGAAAUUGGCCAAGUCAGCUACCGAAAGAUUUCGUGACCAAACCAUUUGAAUCAAAGCGAAAAGCUGAAACAUGGAAAAGGAAUCGGCGAACAAUCGCUUACUCAACGGUUGGCACACCAGAUUAUAUUGCACCCGAAAUUUUCCAGUCGAAUGGUUAUACAAAAGCUUGUGACUGGUGGUCUCUAGGCGUUAUCAUGUUCGAAAUGCUUAUAGGUUAUCCACCGUUUUGUUCGGAGACACCCCAAGAAACAUACCGAAAAGUUAUUAACUGGAAACAGACAUUAGUUUUUCCAGCAGAAAUGCCGAUUUCUGUUGAUGCGAAAACAACGAUCAAAAAGUUUUGCUCGGAGCCAGACCAUCGAUUGGGUCACAAUGAAGGAAUCCAAGAGUUGAAAGUAUGUCCAUUUUUUCGUGGAAUCGACUGGAAAAAUAUCAGAAAGUGUCCUGCACCUAUUCGUGUUGAGGUAAAAAGCAUCGAUGAUACUACAAAUUUCGAUGAAUUUCCUGAUGCCGAUUUACGAAUUCAUGUUGGGGCUACUAAGCAAAGACCUGGUGACAGAGGAGAGUUUUCAAAUUAUACUUAUCGGCGAUUUGAUGGUUUAACUCAAAAUCGUCACUUCAAAAAGAAAUAUAUAGUCAGUAAAAAUUUGAAGGAUCAUUCAAUGUCAUCAUCAGUAGCAUUCAGUGCUGCAACAUCGGAAGAAUUAUGA